Molecule: messenger RNA, 1723 nt
Organism: Anopheles maculipalpis
Lineage: Eukaryota; Metazoa; Arthropoda; Insecta; Diptera; Culicidae
Product: RB-associated KRAB zinc finger protein
Exons: 3
Coding region: 1-1722 (573 amino acids)
Biological process (GO): regulation of transcription by RNA polymerase II
Cellular component (GO): nucleus
Molecular function (GO): RNA polymerase II cis-regulatory region sequence-specific DNA binding; DNA-binding transcription activator activity, RNA polymerase II-specific
Source: RefSeq, a predicted model, not a curated record
AUGACCACAUCGAGCUACAAUCGCGAUAUGACCACCAAAGAACAUUACCAAAACGCUCCCGGAAGCAAUAGCUGCAAGGAAUCGAAGUACAUUCCAGCUGGAUGGAGAACAAAACCAACGAUGGAUGUUGUCGAACAAAACAACACUCUGUGUAAAAAGUAUGCCUGUGGUGACUGUGGCUUAGUUAUGUGCGAUACACUGCAAGAAAUCAAACAGCACAUGAUGGAGGAACAUGGCUUAGUUAACCAGAAAAAGUAUGCAUUCCCUGUAAUCGAAGACGAAGACGAACAGGAAUUCUCUGCCCCGGGCACAGACACCUCCCCUAGCAGCAUACCGUCAGCAUCGUCUAGUACGUCGAGCAGUAAGAAUCGAUCUUCAUCUCCCAGUGCAUCAUCCUGCGAAGAAGAGCCAAGCAAAACCGACUUGCUAAAUCGAAAAAAUACUCCACGAACAAGGAGAAAAAAAAUUCAACCAGAAGGAAGUCCACCACCAAGCGAAGAAGAUGAGCCGGAAGACGAUUUUUUACAGUCGGUCACACUGAAAUCACUGACCGAGAAGUUUCUGUACGAAAAACCGCACAAAUGCUCCCGGAAAGGUUGCCAGUACAAAUUCGCGUCGUUUGAUAUCCGUGAUCAACAUUUACGUUGCCACGCGGAAAGUGAUUACAUACCGGAAUCGUCCGAGGGCAGCUCGAAAACGAGCGUUCCACGUAAACGGUUCAGCUUCAAGUGCAGCCAGUGUGACAAUAAGUUUGAUUCUUGGAAACCAUGCCUGUUGCACGUGUGGCGGGAACAUCAAAUCGAUCUGGGUAUGUUGCGAUGUCCUAUGUGCGAAAAACGUUACGUCUACACGGUGCAUGUGUUUAAGCACCUGCAAACGCACCGCCAAAGGAAAACGCUCGAUGUUCCGUGCCGGGUGUGUGGUAAAAAGUUUCUCAACACAUCACAACGCUCAGUACACGAGGCGUUGCAUCGCAAAAAGGAGUCCCACGAGGAGGAAGAUGAGCUGGAGGAGAACGAAAAACCACGCUGGUACUCGGAACGGAGGUGCGACAUUUGCAAGCACAUGUUUUCCAACUCGAAAAUCCUGUCGAAGCACAUCAAAACGGUACAUUUGAAGAUAAAACCGUUCGUGUGUAACGUUUGCGGGUAUAAAUGUGCCCGAAAAGCGACCUUAAACAUUCACAUCCGGCAGCAUUCGGGGCUAAAACCGUUGGCCUGCAAAAGCUGCACCUUCCGGACGGCGGAUCCAAGCGCACUCAGCUACCACGAACGGCGGCAUCGGAACGAAAAAGCUUAUCAGUGCAAAACUUGCGGCAUUAGGCUGGUACAACCGAAUGCCCUGCGCGGUCACAUACAAACUCAACACCCUCAGGAGUACCAGCGGAUGAAAUGUACCCUUUGCGAUUAUGCAUCGAUUAAUGCACAGAAUUUAAAACGACACCAGGCGAAUCAUAAAGCCGGUUUGAUAAAGACGAACGAUGAAGAUUCACAGAUGGAUUGUGAUAACGAUCGGCGGGAGCAUAGCCAUCGGGCGCAGCAUGGUAUGGGCGCAACGGGCAACGAACGACAGCCGGCCAAUGCUCCGGAAAUUUCGUUCGAUUGCUUUCUACCGCUUGAGAGUGUUGAUUCCGUGGUGCAUGAUACCGGUGGCAUUACGAUUCCGGCUGCAGUCGUUACCGUACCGGCAGCACUGUCGGAAGAGACGCAGUUCCCGAUUUAAG